Molecule: messenger RNA, 3405 nt
Organism: Racocetra fulgida
Lineage: Eukaryota; Fungi; Glomeromycota; Glomeromycetes; Diversisporales; Gigasporaceae
Source: the annotation of a GenBank genome assembly
AUGACAUUAAAGGAAAUAUUUCCAUCCAUCAAUGACCAUCAUUCGCCUUUGUCUACGAUUCCACAAGACGAUGGCACUUUAGGUGUUCCAAAUGAUCAAAUAAUCGAAUCAAAUGAUCAAAUAAUCGAAUCAAAUUAUCAAAUAAUCGAUGAAGAAAAAUUAAGAGCGGAUAUAAAAUCCUUAUCUGAUGAUCUGAAAUUAAAACGUCAAAGUUAUCCUGAUAACAUUUUUGAUCAAUUGUUUUAUGACACAUUUCGAAGACGAGAUAUGAGCGUGUCCAUCGAUGAUAUAAGAUCUGAAUUUUUUAGUCAAUUGGAUUCGGUACAUUGUCUUUUAGGAAUAAAAAAUGAUUACGAGCUUGAUGAUAUAUUGUGCCCUGAUCAAAUCAGAGAUACUUUGGUUCGCUAUAUGAUUAAAACCUUAGAAUUUAAUAUUUUCGAUAUCAUUUUUUUAUGGAAUCUUAAAGUUACUAUCAACUCAAUUUAUGAAUCUUAUCAAGAGCUUAAAUCAGCUGAUCAGAGUGUUAAAGCUAUCUUUGAAGAAGAAAAACCGAAAUUUCGAAAUAUGACUUUAAAUAUGGAAAGUUGUGUUUCGGAUAUUUUAAAGAUUCUUAGAUUAGAUAAUGGAGAUGAUAAUAUUUUACGAGAGCAAUAUAAAAAAUUAAAAGGACUUUUAUCAUUAUUUUGUGAGGUUACGAUUAGUUUAUUGGAACUUGUAAAACAUAUUUCUAUUAAAUGUGACGAACAACUUAAAAAUUUGGAAGGUCAAAGCAAAAGUUUAAUUACCAAAUUAGCUAAAUACUCAACAGCUGGCGUAGCAGCAGCAGCCGCGGGCGGCUUAACACUUGGAGGUGGCAUAUAUGUUCACCUAGAUCUUCAAUCAACAAUUUCCCGUCUAACAGGCACUCUUAAACAACUAAGAGAUCUUCAUGACAAACUAAAAGAUUGGUCUUUCCAUGGACAAAGCUGUUUGAACCGGGAUUAUGAAGAAAUCCAUCGUAAAAAGAGAGAAGCAAAAAUACGAAAGGAGAUUAAACGUGGCAUAAGGGAGGCUAAUGAAGAAGAUCCAUUCGAACUUUUCAUUGCUGAUGUACAUUCUCGUUAUCGGACUGAAGCUCAUGAUGAUGUUAUUGCCCGAUUUAAUGAACGUUUCAUUCUUUCCCUUGGGUCAUGUGAAAAUUGUCUGGUAGUUGACGAUGAAUUAAAUGUGUUGCCGAUAUCUGCUGGAAAAAAUGUGAAACCAUUGCAAUUAAAGUCAUCUGAGGAAUCUAUGUCUGAUAAACAGAUUGAAUUAAAAGAAUUUAAGGCCUCAUUGGCAGAUACACAGCCUAUUGGUUUACUUGUUGCCACAGCUAAAACAUUAGAUCAAGGAAAAGCUAUCCAUACUUUUAUUGAAGCUAUAUCUGAAAAGAAAUUGCGUAGCACAGUAACACUUACAGCUGCUCGUGGUCGUGGUAAAUCUGCAGCACUUGGAAUUGCAAUUGCUGCUGCUGUUGCAUUCGGUUAUUCAAACAUAUUUGUUACAUCCCCUAGUCCUGAAAAUUUGAAGACAUUAUUUGAAUUUAUUUUUAAAGGAUUUGAUGCUUUGGAGUAUGAGGAGCACCUAGAUUAUGAUAUUAUACAAUCUACAAAUCCUGAUUUUAAUAAAGCCAUAUAUAUACAACCACAAGAUGCAAAUGUUCUUGGACAAGCUGAAUUAUUAAUCAUUGAUGAAGCUGCUGCCAUUCCAUUACCAUUGGUGAAAAAUCUUAUUGGUCCCUAUUUGGUAUUUAUGGCAUCAACUAUAAAUGGUUAUGAAGGUACAGGUCGAUCUUUAUCUCUCAAACUUAUUCAACAACUUCGAGAACAAUCAAAGGGGUUUGUUGGCCAAGAAAAUCAUGCAGAACCUGAUGAUGGUAUGGUGAUAAUUAAUCGGAAUGGCAAGAACAAAAAAAAUACACUUACUUCAUUCAAUGGUGCAUUAACGGGUGGCAGAGUUCUCAGAGAAAUUAAACUUGAAGAACCUAUUCGUUACGGAUCUAAUGAUCCUGUAGAACGAUGGUUAAAUAAACUUUUAUGUCUAGAUGCGACCAUUGUCUCAAAAAACAUUCAAGGGUGUCCACAUCCGCAACAAUGUGAACUAUAUUGGGUAAAUCGUGAUACCUUAUUUUCGUUUCAUCCCGUCUCGGAAUUAUUUUUACAAAGAAUGAUGGCACUUUAUGUUGCUAGUCAUUAUAAGAAUUCACCAAAUGAUUUACAACUGCUGUCAGAUGCUCCAGCACAUCAUUUGUUCGUUUUGCUACCCCCAAUAAAAGGCGAUAAUUCGUUGCCGGACCCUUUAUGCGUUGUUCAGUUCCAAGAUGAUGACUUUGCUAGUCUUUCUGGAGCAAGGAUAGUGAGAAUAGCAACACAUCCUGAUUAUAUGAAGAUGGGUUAUGGAUCACGAUGUCUUGAAUUGUUGAAUUCAUUUUACCAAGGUGAAUUCUCUACUUUGAAAGAAAAUGAAGAUUACGCAGAAGAAACUAUGGUGAGAGUUAAUGACUCGGAAUUAGAAAAUGCAGAUCUUCAUAAAGAUGAAAUUAAAAUUCGAGAUCCUCACAAAAUGCCACCAUUACUAUUAAAACUUUCAGAGAAACGACCAGUUCUAUUACAUUAUCUUGGUGUUUCUUAUGGUUUGACACCAUUAUUGAAUAAAUUCUGGAAACGAUCUGGGUUUAUUCCACUUUAUUUGCGACAAACUCCAAAUGAGUUAACUGGUGAACAUACGUGUGUUAUGCUCAAGGCUUUAAAAUCUGAUGGCCUUUUUCCUAGCGUUUUAUCAUUGAGUAUUAUGGAAACUGCUGAUGCUGGUUAUAAAAAUGCAAAUCAUAAUGAACAGAAUAUUCUCGAUUCGCAAUUUUCUGUUUAUGAUCUUAAGCGUCUUGAAUCUUAUUCAAAUAAUAUGUUGGAUUAUCAUGUAAUAAUGGAUCUUGUUCCUGCAAUUGCUUAUUUAUACUUUGAGAAACGAUUUAGCAUAAAUGUGGUACUUUCUGGCGUGCAGUGCUCGAUAUUAUUGGGUAUAGGUUUACAAAAAAAGAGCAUAGAUGAUUUGGAGAAAGAGCUUACACUUCCCUCAGCGCAAGUUCUUGCAUUAUUUAUGAAAAUUAUUCGUAAAUUUUCUGCAUAUUUUCGAUCUUUGGAAAUAUCUGAAAUUCAAAAAGAAAUUCCACAUGAAACUACUGUAGUAAAGAAAAAAGUAGCCACCACUUCCAUCGAUUCAAUAGAAAAAAGUAUUAAUAUAACGAGUCCUCAAAUCAAUAACGAUACUGCAUGGGAUCCUGUAUCGAAGUCUCUAAACGAAGAUUUAGAUGAAGCUGGUGAUGAGGCUAUGAAGCAAAUAAGAGAAAAACAAAGAGAAUUGAUUGACUCAUUGGACUUGUCAAAGUGA